UUAUGCAUACUGGCAGUACCGACAUAUCUAUCGACAGACGCCUUCUUAAAUUUCAUCACACCGGCUGCAACAUCAAUUACUCGCUGCUGCUUUCUUCGAGACCGUUCACCGAAUAAGUACGUAGUUGUGCUGGAAUUCCAUGAUGAUGACGCCGCAAAAUCAUUCUACGACCAGUUCAACGAGAAACAAUACAGCGUGGCAGAGCCGGAACUUUGUCAUGUUGUGUAUUUAAAAUCAACCGCUCUGGACAUAGUAAAGUUGGAAGACAACCAUAUUCCAUUUUUAAAGGAGACCCUGGAAGCAGAUACUCAGCAACAGAAGAUGGCCGCCAGCAAGGAAGUAAAAGAAUCACGGUGUGAACUACCCACUUGUCCGGUGUGCCUGGAACGAAUGGAUGAAAGCAUCACCGGGUUGGCCUCGUUGAAAUGCCAGCACAGCUUCCACUGUUUCUGUUUGAACAAGUGGGGUAGCGGGAUAUGCCCUGCAUGUAAUUACUCACAAAAACCGGUGAUUGAAGGAUCGAGCGAUAACCGGAAUCAGUUCCAUUCGCUUUCGUCUGAACUACCGAUCACUGAAUGCUUUAUAUGUGGAUCAACGGAAAGUCUGUGGAUUUGUAUGGUGUGUGGCCACAUUGGUUGCGGCCGCUAUCAAGAUGCGCAUGCCUAUAAUCACUACAUGCAAACCGGCCAUCUUUAUGCUCUGGAGAUAGCAACUCAGCGUGUGUGGGAUUACAUGAGUGACGGAUAUAUACAACGCAUUCUGCAAAAUAUGGUGGAUGGAAAAUUGGUUGAAUUCCCUAGCAAAUCCACGCAAGACGAAAAACAACCUUUACCGACACAGGAACGUCUCGAGGCCAUUUCCCUGGAAUAUACCUAUAUGAUGACUUCACAGCUCGAUUCACAACGCAUAUAUUAUGAAGAUCAGCUGGCCGAACUUACCUUGCAAUUGUCGGAACUGAAUACACACGUCCACGACCUUUCCGUAGCUUCUCAGGAGAUCGAAAACGAGCAUUCACAGCUUACUGCAUCCCACUCGAAAUUGCAACAGGAAAUUUCGAGCAUAGAUAAAGAAAACGAAAAGAUGGAUCGACGCUCCAAGUUACUGAUGUCCAAAUACCAAAUCAAGCUUCGAGAAUGGUUGGAGGAAAAAGAGUUAACCACGUCGUUACGACACAACACGGAUUUAUUAAAGAAAGAAGCCGAACAAAACGAACGAGCCAUCCAAAAUUUGGCAGAGCAAGUACAAGAUCUCAUGUUCUUCCUCGAAUCGCGCUCCAAAGUGGAAAAA
Molecule: messenger RNA, 1287 nt
Organism: Radiomyces spectabilis
Lineage: Eukaryota; Fungi; Mucoromycota; Mucoromycetes; Mucorales; Radiomycetaceae
Exons: 7
Biological process (GO): Ras protein signal transduction; protein ubiquitination
Cellular component (GO): cytoplasm
Molecular function (GO): zinc ion binding; ubiquitin protein ligase activity
Source: RefSeq, a predicted model, not a curated record